This is a messenger RNA of Symbiodinium sp. CCMP2592, 1224 nucleotides long. NCBI's taxonomy places the organism in Eukaryota, Dinophyceae, Suessiales, Symbiodiniaceae. The record is from the annotation of a GenBank genome assembly.
AUGGCAGCAGAAGCCUCGUCAUCCAGCAAGGGCUCGGCAGCCCAACGCUACCGAGACUUCAUCGUCGGCUCCGCUCCACCUCGUUCUGCGCUCGUGGCCGCCGUGCAGGGUGUUUCCGAGGCGCCCAGCGAAAAUCCGCAGGGUGGCGAUCCCGCAAGCACAAGCCCAAUCGCCGACUUCCUCUUCGUCCGCCAGACGGAGGCGUCUGUGCGCAGGGCAGUCGUAGCCCAUGCAGGGAAUGUCAUCUAUGCUGUCGCGCACGAGAUGGUCCAGAUUGUUCUGCCCUACGUCAACAAAGAAGUCGGCGGCGACGUGAUUAGCUUCUCCAACUACCGGACCGCUGUGAACAGCCUGCUCCUCUUCGGGGGCGUGGGCGUUGGGAAGCUUGCAGACAGGGCUGGCCCCAAGGUAGCCCUGAUGGCAGCGCACGCUGCCAGUGCCUCGAAGUUCUUCCUGGUCGCCUCUGCGACCAACCUCCGGUCACUGUACCUCUCGGCCCUUCCUGCUGCAUUGAUGCAUGCAUUCCAGGUCACAUUGCAUGUGGCGACGCUGAACUCGGAGGACGACCAGAGAGCCGCAGCACUGGGCCGUGUCGGCGCGCUCUAUGGUAUUGGCUUCCUUGCCGGCAGCGGCCUCGUCGUGGGUGUUCUCUCUGUCCUGGGUUUUAAAGUCGUCCUCGCCAGCUCUGCGGGCAGCAUUUGCUUCAUGCUUCAGCAGUUCGCGAUGGAGCCCUUCGGCUUCCACGCAUCCGAGGUAGCGAUGCUCAUGGCCUAUGUCGGCCUUUUGCAAAUCGCCUCCCAGUCGCUGAUCCCAGCCUCGGCGGCACCCCGGGAGCUUUACGCCACCUCGGCCGUCACAGUUGCCGGGAGCCUCCUUGGCCUGGGAUUGAUGCCUGCCUCGAAGCACGGAUUCGUGCUGUGGCUGGCGCCGCUGAUGCUCAGCUUCCACUCAGCUAACACAGCGCUGGGAUCUCUUCUCACCUUCUACGUCCCGGAAUCUGAGCUGGGCACAGUCAUCGGCCUCAGUGUAGCGACGAUGCCUCUCAGCAGCAUCCUCGCCGUGCAGGCCGCCGGGCACAUCUUCAAGCGACAUGGCUUCGCUGCAGUUCCGUUGAGCUCUGCCGGCUUCCUCUUGGCUGCCUCGGCCCUGAUUUUCGCCUUUGGCUGGCUGCCGCCUUCCGAGGGCUCGGAGAUGGAAGUGGAAGAGGUGCAGGACCCGCUUUGA